CGGCUUCAGCUGCUGCCGCCUCAGCCCCUCCAGAGCGACCGCGGCGGCUGCGGCUGAGUCGGUCGCGGCGGCGGCGGCUGCGGGCUGAGCGGCGAGUUUCCGAUUUAAAGCUGAGCUGCGAGGAAAAUGGCGGCGGGAGAGUUUAACUUUUGUCACCCAGGCUGGAGUGCAGCGGCAUGAUCUCGGUUCACUGCACCCUCCACCUCUUGGAUUUGAGCGAUUCUUCUGCCUCUCAGUCUCCUGAGUAGCUGGGAUUACAGGAUCAAAAUACUUGCUGGACGGUGGACUCAGAGACGAAUAAAAAUAAACUGCUUGAGCAUCUUUUGACUGGUUAGCCAGAUGGAGUCUUGCUGUUGCCAGGCUGGAGUGCAGUGGCAUGAUCUCAGCUCACUGCAACCUUACCUCCCAGGUUCAAGUGAUCCUCCUGCCUCAGUCUCCUGAGCAACUGGGACUACAGUUGCCGAUGUAUAUUCAAGAUGAGUGGAUUAGGAGAAAACUUGGAUCCACUGGCCACUGAUUCACGAAAACGAAAAUUGCCAUGUGAUACUCCAGGACAAGGUCUUAUUUGCAGUGGUGAAAAGCGGAGACGGGAGCAGGAGAGUAAAUAUAUUGAAGAAUUGGCUGAGCUGAUAUCUGCUAAUCUUAGUGAUAUUGACAAUUUCAAUGUCAAACCAGAUAAAUGUGUGAUUUUAAAGGAAACAGUAAGACAGAUACGUCAAAUAAAAGAGCAAGGAAAAACUAUUUCCAGUGAUGAUGAUGUUCAGAAAGCUGAUGUGUCUUCUACAGGGCAGGGAGUUAUUGAUAAAGACUCUUUAGGACCACUGUUACUUCAGGCGCUGGACGGUUUCCUGUUUGUGGUGAAUCGAGAUGGAAACAUUGUAUUUGUGUCAGAAAAUGUCACACAAUACCUGCAAUAUAAGCAAGAGGACCUGGUUAACACAAGUGUUUACAAUAUCUUACAUGAAGAAGACAGAAAGGAUUUUCUUAAAAAUUUACCAAAAUCUACAGUUAAUGGAGUUUCCUGGACAAAUGAGACCCAGAGACAAAAAAGCCAUACAUUCAAUUGCCGUAUGUUGAUGAAAACACAUGAUAUUUUGGAAGACAUAAACACCAGUCCUGAAAUGCGCCAGAGAUAUGAAACAAUGCAGUGCUUUGCCCUGUCUCAGCCACGAGCUAUGAUGGAGGAAGGGGAAGAUUUGCAAUCUUGUAUGAUCUGUGUGGCACGCCGCAUUACUACAGGAGAAAGAGUAUAUCCAUCAAACCCUGAGAGUUUUAUUACCAGACAUGAUCUUUCAGGAAAGGUUGUCAAUAUAGAUACAAAUUCACUGAGAUCCUCCAUGAGGCCUGGCUUUGAAGAUAUAAUCCGAAGGUGUAUUCAGAGAUUUUUUAGUCUAAAUGAUGGGCAGUCAUGGUCCCAGAAACGUCACUAUCAAGAAGCUUAUCUUAAUGGCCAUGCAGAAACCCCAGUAUAUCGAUUCUCAUUGGCUGAUGGAACUAUAGUGACUGCACAGACAAAAAGCAAACUCUUCCGAAAUCCCGUAACAAAUGAUCGACAUGGCUUUGUUUCAACCCACUUUCUUCAGAGAGAACAGAAUGGAUAUAGAACAAACCCAAAUCCUGUUGGACAAGGGAUUAGACCACCUAUGGCUGGAUGCAACAGUUCAGUAGGCGGCAUGAGUAUGUCACCAAACCAAGGCUUACAGAUGCCAAGCAGCAGGGCCUAUGGCUUGGCAGACCCUAGCACCACAGGGCAGAUGAGUGGAGCUAGGUACGGGGGUUCCAGUAACAUAGCUUCAGUGACCUCUGGGCCAGGCAUGCAAUCACCAUCUUCCUACCAGAACAACAACUAUGGGCUCAACAUGAGUAGCCCCCCACAUGGGAGUCCUGGUCUUGCCCCCAACCAGCAGAAUAUCAUGAUUUCUCCUCGUAAUCGUGGGAGUCCAAAGAUGGCCUCACAUCAGUUUUCUCCUGUUGCAGGUGUGCACUCUCCCAUGGGAUCUUCUGGCAAUACUGGGAGCCACAGCUUUUCCAGCAGCUCUCUCAGUGCCCUGCAAGCCAUCAGUGAGGGUGUGGGGACUUCUCUUUUAUCUACUCUGUCAUCACCAGGCCCCAAAUUGGAUAACUCUCCCAAUAUGAAUAUAACCCAGCCAAGUAAAGUAAGCAGUCAGGAUUCCAAGAGUCCCCUAGGCUUUUAUUGUGACCAAAAUCCAGUGGAGAGUUCAAUGUGUCAGUCAAAUAGCAGAGAUCACCUCGGUGACAAAGAAAAUAAGGAGAGUAGUGUUGAGGGGUCAGAGAAUCAAAGGGGUCCUUUGGAAAGCAAAGGUCAUAAAAAAUUACUGCAGUUACUUACCUGUUCAUCUGAUGACCGGGGUCAUUCCUCUUUGACCAACUCCCCACUAGAUUCAAAUUGUAAAGAAUCUUCUGUUAGUGUUACCAGCCCCUCUGGCGUCUCCUCCUCAACAUCUGGAGGAGUAUCCUCCACAUCCAGUAUGCAUGGGUCACUGUUACAAGAGAAGCACCGGAUUUUACACAAGUUGCUGCAGAAUGGGAAUUCACCAGCUGAAGUAGCCAAGAUUACUGCAGAAGCCACUGGGAAAGACACCAGCAGUAUAACUUCUUGUGGGGACGGAAAUGUUGUCAAGCAGGAGCAACUGAGUCCUAAGAAGAAGGAGAAUAAUGCACUUCUUAGAUACCUGCUGGACAGGGAUGAUCCUAGUGAUGCACUCUCUAAAGAACUACAGCCCCAAGUGGAAGGAGUGGAUAAUAAAAUGAGUCAGUGUACCAGCUCUACCAUUCCUAGCUCAAGUCAAGAGAAAGACCCUAAAAUUAAGACAGAAACCAGUGAAGAGGGAUCUGGAGACUUGGAUAAUCUAGAUGCUAUUCUUGGUGAUCUGACUAGUUCUGACUUUUAUAAUAAUUCUGUAUCCACAAAUGGUAGUCAUCUGGGGACCAAGCAACAGAUGUUUCAAGGAACAAAUUCUCUGGGUUUGAAAAAUCCACAGUCUGUGCAGUCUGUUCGUCCUCCAUAUAACCGAGCAGUGUCUCUGGAUAGCCCUGUUUCUGUUGGCUCAAGUCCUCCUGUAAAAAAUAUCAGUGCUUUCCCCAUGUUACCAAAGCAACCCAUGUUGGGUGGGAAUCCAAGAAUGAUGGAUAGUCAGGAAAAUUAUGGCUCAAGUAUGGGUGGACCAAACAGAAAUGUGACUGUGACUCAGACUCCUUCCUCAGGAGACUGGGGCUUACCAAACUCAAAGGCCAGCAGAAUGGAACCUAUGAAUUCAAACUCCAUGGGAAGACCAGGAGGGGAUUAUAAUACGUCUUUACCCAGAGCUGCACUGGGUGGCUCUGUGCCCACGUUGCCUCUUCGGUCUAAUAGCAUACCAGGUGUGAGACCAAUGUUGCAGCCUCAGCAACAGCAGCAGCAGAUGCUUCAAAUGAGGCCUGGUGAAAUCCCCAUGGGAAUGGGGGCUAAUCCCUAUGGCCAGGCAGCAUCAUCUAACCAACUCGGUUCCUGGUCCGAUGGCAUGUUGUCCAUGGAACAAGUUCCUCAUGGCACUCAAAAUAGGCCCCUUCUCAGGAAUUCCCUGGAUGAUCUUGUCGGGCCGCCUUCCAACUUGGAAGGCCAGAGUGAUGAAAGAGCAUUACUGGACCAGCUACACACUCUUCUCAGCAACACAGAUGCCACAGGCCUGGAAGAAAUUGACAGAGCUUUAGGCAUCCCUGAACUUGUCAAUCAGGGACAGGCUUUAGAACCCAAACAGGAUGCUUUCCAAGGCCAAGAAGCAGCAGUAAUGAUGGAUCAGAAGCCAGGAUUAUAUGGACAGACGUAUCCAGCACAGGGGCCUCCAAUGCAAGGAGGCUUUCAUCUUCAGGGACAAUCACCAUCUUUUAACUCUAUGAUGAAUCAGAUGAACCAGCAAGGCAAUUUUCCUCUCCAAGGAAUGCACCCACGAGCCAACAUCAUGAGACCCCGAACAAACACCCCCAAGCAACUUAGAAUGCAGCUUCAGCAGAGGCUACAGGGCCAGCAGCUUGUCUCACCUCAGUUUUUGAAUCAGAGCCGACAGGCACUUGAAUUGAAAAUGGAAAACCCGACUGCUGGUGGUGCUGCGGUGAUGAGGCCUAUGAUGCAGCCCCAGGUGAGCUCCCAGCAGGGUUUUCUUAAUGCCCAAAUGGUUGCCCAACGCAGCAGAGAGCUGCUAAGUCAUCACUUCCGACAACAGAGGGUGGCUAUGAUGAUGCAGCAGCAGCAGCAGCAGCAACAACAACAGCAGCAGCAACAGCAGCAGCAGCAGCAGCAAACCCAGGCCUUCAGCCCACCUCCUAAUGUGACUGCUUCCCCCAGCAUGGAUGGGCUUUUGGCUGGACCUGCAAUGCCACAAGCUCCACCACAGCAGUUUACAUAUCAACCAAAUUAUGGAAUGGGACAACAACCAGAUCCAGCCUUUGGUCGAGUAUCUAGUCCUCCCAAUGCAAUGAUGUCGUCAAGAAUGGGUCCCUCCCAGAAUCCCAUGAUGCAACACCCCCAGGCUGCAUCCAUGUAUCAGUCCUCAGAAAUGAAGGGCUGGCCUUCAGGAAGUUUGGCCAGGAACAGCUCCUUUUCCCAGCAGCAGUUUGCCCACCAGGGGAAUCCUGCAAUGUAUAGUAUGGUGCACGUGAACGGCAGCAGCAGCCACAUGGGGCCAAUGAACAUGAACCCCAUGCCCAUGUCUGGCAUGCCUAUGGGUCCUGAUCAGAAAUACUGCUGACAUCUCUGCACCAGGACUUCUAAGGAAACCACUGUACAAAUGACACUGCACUAGGAUUUUUGGGAAGAUACCAUGUUCCGGGCAUCCAUUUUUGAAGAAAGCUCUGUCAAGGGCAUUUUAACUGAUGUCAUUUGAGCAGGACUGGAUUUUAAGCCGAACUGCAAUAUCUACCUAUUUCCCCCUGCCCUCCUAUGUAUUAUGGUGUUCAAAACAGAAAUGUUUUUGGCAUUCCACCUCCUAGGGAUAUAAUUCUGGAAAUGUGGCGUGUUACUGAUCAUAAAAGUUUUGUCACUUUUUUCUGCCUUGCUAGCCAAAGUCUUUUAAAUCCAUGUAGGUGGGUCAGAGAACACUGGAAGAAUCUCGAGAGAUGAGAACAUCUGCUUUUGCUAGUUGCAGUACUGGACUAAGAGCACAGUCCCAGCCUUCAAGUGUUUUUGUCACUACCAAGUAGUUCUGUUGACCCUUUGUCCAGUGGAAUUGGUGAUUCUGAAUUGUCCUUCCCUGAUGCUGUUGAGUUGCUCUUUCCCUAUUAUUUGUUGUCCUAGGCUUUCUCCUAAUGGUUUUCAUUUACCGCUCAUGUCCUGUAAUACUUCACCUCCAGGAACUGUCAUUGAUGUCCAAUGGCUUUGCAGAAGGGAAAAUGAGAUGACAGUAUUAAUUGCAGCAGAAGCAAACUUUUCACAUGCUAAUGUGCAGCGGAGUGCACUUUAUUUAAAAAGUAAUGGAUAAAUGCAAUGUUCUUGAGGUCUUGAGGGAAUAGUGACACACAUUCCUGGUUUUUGCCUACACUUAUGUGUUGGACAAGAACUAUGAAUUUUUUUUUAAGUACUGGUGUUACCCUUUGCCUAUAUGGUAGAGCAAUAAUGCUUUUUGAAAAUAAACUUCUGAAAACCCAAGGCCAGGUACUGCAUUCUGAAUCAGAAUCUCGCAGUGUUUCUGUGAAUAGAUUUUUUUUGGUGUGUGUAAAUACGACCUUUAAGAUAUUGUAUUAUGUAAAAUAUGUAUAUACCUUUUUUGUAGGUCACAACAACUCAUUUUUACAGAGUUUGUGAAGCAAAAUAUUUAACAUUGUUGAUUUCAGUAAGCUGUGUGGUGAGGCUACCAAUGGAAGAGACAUCCUUUGACUUUCGUGGCCUGGGGGAGGGAUGGUGCUCCACAGCUUUUCCUUCCCCAGCCCCCAGCCUUAGAUGUCUCACUCUUUCAAUCUCUUCAUAUAAGUCCUUUUUAAAGAGAUUUGUUUAGAUGUAGGCAUUUAAAUUUUUAAAAAAUUCCUCUACCAGAACUAAGCACUUUGUUAAUUUGGGGGGAAAGAAUAGAUACAGGGAAAUAAAAAAAGAAAAGGUAUCAGGAAUUCAAAAAAAUUAAGCAAUUUGAUUGAAAAGAAAAUCUUUUGGAUUUUAAGCAGUCCGUAAGUUAAAUAGCAGCAAUUCAUGGGAUUUGUUUGUGUGUGUUCAGUUAUAUUACCUUUUCAUCCCCUUUAGGAGUGUUCUUGGAUUUUGGUUUCUAAGACCUGAAUCCCACACAGAGAUCUCCAGUAGAAUCUUGGUGUGGGUUCUGGUGUCUGCUCAGCUGUCCCUCAUUCUACUAAUGUGAUACUUUCAUAAUAUCCCUGUGAAUUAGAAUAGGGUCACUGUUAUUUCUUAAGGAACUCAGUACCCAGAACAGUCGGUUUUACUGUGAUUGAGAGCCACAGUCUAAUUGAGUACCUUUUAAACCCCUCCCUCUUCUGCCCCAGGCCACUUUCUGCUCUUGCCUCCCUUUGACACCUAUUUUAGUCAGUUGGGAGUAAGGGAAAAACCAAAUUUAAUUCCCUUUAUCUGGGGUACUUCAUUUGGUUCGAAUAGUUGAAGGAACUGGGUUUUUGAAUGUCUAUGAAUUUCAAAGGUCUCUGCUAGCCUUGGUGUCAUUUUCUAGCAAUAACUGAGAGCCAUUAAUUUUUUAAAAAAAUUUCCACGUUUAGCCAGUCUUUCUAGAUGUCUCUGAAGGUAAGAUCAUUUAAUAUCUUUGAUAUGCUUACAAAUAAGUGAAUCCUGGUAUUUCCAGACCCACCACUAGAGUGGAUUUUCAAAACAGUGUAGACAAUUAUGAGUUUGCCUUCUUCCCCCCACCAAGUUCAAACUAUAUCUAAGAAUGUAAAUCCCAAAACUUCCAUGGUAGUGGCCUGCGAUUUCCAGAUGGUAUGUGCUCCUGUGUGGAGACAGAGGCACAGCCGAGUUAGUCUGUCUCAUGUAUUUCAGCUCAAUUGUGUCUGAACCUUCUUUAAGUUAUGUGUGUGGGGAGAAAUAGAGUGGUGCUCUUACCUUUCUUGACUAUAAAAAAUUCUUUCCUUAAACCUGGCUCCAGGCUUACUGGAAGGCAGCACUCCCUUUUUUAUAUAGUGGAAAAAUGAAGUUUAUUAUAAGUUUUUAUAUUUUCUACUUGUUCAUUUGAUUGGUGCAAACUCAAGAUUUUGAUUUCUUUUACUAGGUGCAGUCUUUGAGAUAAUUUGUUUUUACCUGUAUUGCCCUUUACCUUUUUUAGAUAAUUCUUUGUACUCCUGCUGUCUACCUCUCUUCACACCCCUGCACCCCCCAUUUUUUCAAACCUUGGUAUCUGUUCUUUUCAUCUGCUUUUAGAAUGUGGGAUAUUUCCAGUACCUACUUUUUUUUUUGCUGAAUCCAAAGAUAUAUAAAUAAAAUAUAUAUUUUAUAAAGAUCAGAAUGAUAUAAAGGAGAUACAUGUUUCUUCCUUUAAAAAAUAAAUGGAAGUUACAUUGUUGAUGUUCAUAUUAUGAUGCCACUUUGCUAAACUACAUCUGGAUUGAAAGGUGUACAUAUCAACAACAGUGCUACUUAGUUUAUCAGUAUUUAAUAGCUAAGGUGAGUUGGGGGGUGUCUGUAUUAGGGGUCGGGUAUUACAGAAGAUAAUUGGCUUGAUGUCCUAAAAGUUCUUUGGUCCAGAGGUAGAGGCAGCUGAAGGUGAACAGAAUGGAUUGCUGGUUACAUGUGUAACUGCCCAGUUCCUUUUUAUUUGCAGAAGCUGUGAGUUUUGUUCACAAUUAGGAGGUUCAUAAGAGCAAAACCUCAAGGAUUGAUGUAAUCAGAGGAACAAGAGUUGUCUUCAACUCCAAGGCACACUUGUUGAUACAGACGAGCAGGGUGUUUUCUCUCCCUCUAAUACAUGGAAUUUCAAAGAAGAUGGAAAUGUCAUUCUGAGAGCAAUAUUUAAAUUCUCAGGAAUUGACUUAGACUCUUGAGAAUGAAUUCAGUUUCAAUCAUCAAGUUUACAUUGUGUUACUUUAAAAAAAAAAAAAAAUUCUUUAUCCUGCAAAGAAUCGAAACCACAUGAAUGACUUAUGGGGGAUGGUAAGCUUCGACUGCUUUGCUGACCAUUUUGGAUGUCAUUGUAAAUAAAGGUUUCUAUUUAAAA
Callithrix jacchus (white-tufted-ear marmoset) is the source of this 8153-nucleotide messenger RNA. RefSeq names its product nuclear receptor coactivator 3 (gene NCOA3). Gene Ontology annotation, cellular component: nucleus. Gene Ontology annotation, biological process: cellular response to hormone stimulus; positive regulation of transcription by RNA polymerase II. Gene Ontology annotation, molecular function: nuclear receptor binding; protein dimerization activity. The record is from RefSeq and is a predicted model, not a curated record. Lineage: Eukaryota; Metazoa; Chordata; Mammalia; Primates; Cebidae.